Messenger RNA from Aspergillus mulundensis, 1656 nucleotides. RefSeq names its product putative MFS lactose permease. Gene Ontology annotation, biological process: carbohydrate transport; transmembrane transport. Gene Ontology annotation, molecular function: carbohydrate:proton symporter activity. The transcript is spliced from 9 exons. The coding region runs from base 1 to 1656 and encodes 551 amino acids. Gene Ontology annotation, cellular component: membrane. Lineage: Eukaryota; Fungi; Ascomycota; Eurotiomycetes; Eurotiales; Aspergillaceae. The record is from RefSeq and is a predicted model, not a curated record.
AUGGGUGAGAUCAACGAAGAGAAGCACGGCAUCUCGGUCAGCGAGGGGGCCAAGGUCGCCAACAUGCAUGGCGCGACUGCGGAGAAGCCUGGGGCCACCACCAAGGCCGUCUUCAACGCCGAGCUGUUCGCUGCCAUUAACGAGACCAAGAUCGAGAGGUGGAGCAAGACUUCGAUCCACCUUUACUUCUGUAUCUUCGUCGCCUUCUGCUGUGCCUGCGCCAACGGAUACGAUGGCUCCCUCAUGGGCGCCGUGUUCGCAAUGGAGCACUUCCAGAACGUCUUCAACACCGGCAUGACCGGCCAGAAGGUCUCCGUCGUCACCUCGCUCUACACAGUUGGCUCCAUGGUCGCAACCCCCUUCUCCGCCGUCAUCUCCGACAAUCUCGGCCGUCGCAAGUGCAUGUUCGCCGGAGGAUGGAUCAUCAUCAUCGGCUCGAUCAUCAUCUCGACCGCCAACACCCUCGCCCACUUCAUCGUCGGUCGCUUCGUCCUCGGCUUCGGCAUCCAGGUCAUGGUCGUGUCUGCGCCCGCCUACGCAGCCGAGAUUGCGCCUCCCCACUGGCGUGGCCGUGCAGUCGGCUUCUACAACUGCGGCUGGUUCGGUGGCUCCAUCCCCGCCGCCUGCGUGACCUACGGCUGCAACUUCAUCAACAGCAACUGGUCGUGGCGCCUGCCCUUCAUCCUGCAGUGCUUCGCCUCCGUCAUCGUCAUCAUCUCCGUCUGGUUCAUUCCCGAGUCUCCCCGUUGGCUCAUGUCCCACGGCCGCGAAGAGCAGGCGAUUGCCAUUCUUGCUAAAUACCACGGUAACGGCGACCCCAACGCGCGCCUCGUACGUCUCGAAAUCGAGGAGAUGAGGGAGGGUAUCCGCCAGGACGGUAUCGACAAGACAUGGUGGGAUUACCGCCCCUUCAUCUUCUCCCACAGCGGCCGCUGGCGCUUCGCCCAGGUCAUCAUGAUCUCCAUCUUCGGCCAAUGGUCCGGCAACGGCCUCGGCUACUUCAACCCAGCCAUCUACGAGGCCCUCGGAUACACCUCCAGCUCCAUGCAGCUCCUCUUCAACCUCGUGCACUCCGUCGUCGGCGCAAUCGGCGCCCUAACAGCCGUGUACUUCUGCGACAGGAUGCCCCGUCGUACCGUCCUGGUCUGGGGAACCCUCGGCUGCGCCGUCUGCAUGGCCAUCAACGCCGGCGUCUCCCAGCCCCUCAUCCCCGAGCGCGACGCCGGCCUCCCCCUCGACCGCACCCUCGGCCAAACCGCCCUCGCCUUCUACUACCUCUUCCAGCUCGUCUUCUCCUUCACCUACACGCCGCUGCAGGGCGUCGUCCCCGCCGAGGCACUGGAGACAACAACCCGCGCCAAGGGCCUCGCGCUCUCGGGCUUCCUGGUCAGCGGAACAAGCUUCAUCUCGCAGUAUGCGUCCCCGAUCGCGCUGGGCGAUAUCUCGACGAAUUACUUCUGGAUUUUUGUCGGCUGGGACGUUAUUGAGUCUGCUUGUUGGUAUUUCUUUGGUGUCGAGGCCCAAGGCCGCACCCUCGAGGAACUCGAGCAUAUCUACCAGCAGCCGUCCCCCGUCAAGGCGUCCAAGAAGCGCGACCAUGUCGUUGUGCAGCAGGAUGGGCACGUCACCGAGAAGAUCUCCGCGGAUGAGGCUUGA